This is a messenger RNA of Nematostella vectensis (starlet sea anemone), 2400 nucleotides long. Its product is annotated as caldesmon. NCBI's taxonomy places the organism in Eukaryota, Metazoa, Cnidaria, Anthozoa, Actiniaria, Edwardsiidae. The transcript is spliced from 23 exons. The coding region runs from base 233 to 1822 and encodes 529 amino acids. The record is from RefSeq and is a predicted model, not a curated record.
AGGAGUUACAGUACACCCAACACUGACUAUCUGGGCUAAUUGAGCGUAAUAUGCAUACGGGAGCAGACCACUUGGGCUGCGAUAAGUUGUGAUUUGUUCUUUUGACUUUCGCUGUGACCUCCGGUUAAAACAAACUGUUGUUAACUUCUGUAACUUUUAAAUUUUAAGCUGUAUCGUAUCGCAAAAAGAUCUUAGCGAAGCUGCACGUCGAAGGAGGGAGAGAAGAGAGCAAAUGAGGCGAGAACUAGAGGAGUCAAAAGCCGACGAGGAUGACGCUGCUGCUAGAAGGGAGGCCCGCAGACGAGAGCGUGAGGCAAGACGCAAGCAACGAGAGCAGGAGGAGGAAGAACCUGCCCCUGCUCGGUCUAGCCGACGAAGAGAUCAAGAUACAGAGGAGACUGACAGCUCUUCCAGAGAUGGAUCUGGGUAUAUUUCAUCUCGUCGACGUCGUGAAGUGGAGAAAGAGGAGGAAGAAAGGAAGCAGAAGGAGAAAGAGGAGGCUGAAGCAGCGGAGAGGCAGCGCCAGAGAGAAGAGGAGGAGCGCCGCAGACAAGAAGAAGAGGAGGAGCGACAGCGUGAGGAAGAAGAGGAAGAGGAGAGGAGAAGACAAGAAAGAGAGGAAGCAAGACGCCGACGACGUGAGCAAGAGGAGGAGGAAGAACGUGAACGUGCACGCCGCCGCAAAGAUGAGGAGCACUCUAGCCGAUCACGAUUUGGCAGAGAUCAGGAGGACAAUGCACCAUCACGCCGUCGCCGCGGAAAAGAGGAAGAGGAGGAAGCCACACCACCCCAAGAUAAUGAAGAGGCUGAAGAGGAAGAAGAGACCAUCUUUGAACAGAUGUCUCCGCAAAAGAAAGCCGCCAUUCUCGAGGGCUUGGCCGCGGAGUUCCGUCGAAUUGUAGAAGCCCGUGAUGCGAAGGGCCAAAUGGUAGCAGUCUCCGCCCAAGAACUCGACGAGCUCGACCUCAAAGUGCGAUCACUUAGAACGCAAGUACGAAAGGCAGAGGAAACAUCGAACGCUCUACAAAAACAACAGAAAGAGCUUGAGAUCAAAAUCAAGAACAAUGAAAACGACGUUAAAAGACUAAAGAAAGACUUACAAGCUGCCGAGGCAGAAAACGAACUCGCCAUCAAGGAGGGAAAGAAAGUUGCCCCCACCACACGCGUCGCACCAACUCAAAAGAAAGCUUCUCCGGAUAUACCAGCAAGUACUGAGAAAGCUUCGAAAAAGCCGGAGAUAAGACAAAAAGUUUUUUCAUUGGAAAGACGAAAAACUCAAGGAAAAGACAGACCAGAUGUCAAACCUAAACCGAAAUGGCAAAAUCUAUCUUUGAGGAAGACAGAAGGGCCCAAGGCACCACUCCCGACAGUGGAGGUGUGGAAGUCAUGUCGACCUGACUGGUCUAAGGAUCUAUCGCCUACGAGUAGACUGAGAAAAAGAGAAAAUGUGGAUAUGAAAAGCAUUAAAGAAGCCUCGACAGAUACCAGUCUUCCUCCUAGGGUGCGACCACGAUCUCGAACAGCGGAUAACCGCAGUACAUCAGACAUGAGUGCGCAAAGAAAACUUCUCACCGCUGACCUACAGAAGUCCCUCCGAACCAAAUUUGGAGAGACACCGAAGAUCAGCUCUGAAACUCGACCCUGUGCCCCGAGGAGACGCGGUGGGCUUGAAGAUGAUCCUGACACUUCGCAUACUCACAAACCCGAUGUCAGGAAAUUUGCUGAUCACCGCCGGAACGUUAGGCUAAAAACUCGACAUCGGCCAAGUACGAACCCGGUCAGGGGACUGAGAAAGAGGCGAGAUGUCAGAAGCGAGUUGUGACGUCAUUUAUCUAGCAUUUCUACGGUCUUCAACCCACGGGCUAUAGGAUAAUUUGAUUCCGACAUGAAGUCUAAUGUCUUUUUUAGUGCUUGCGACCUUUUAAACGACGCGCUGUGUAACCGCCGCCACCUUGUAAAUGAGUAACUAGUCGAGUUACUCAAGCGCGUAGGGACAGAGCUCGCUGCAGGAGCGAAAUAAGGCAAAUACAUCCAGUCAAAUUAGGAAUACGAGCUUAUUCAACACUAACAAGACAUUAGACAUCAUUUUGGUGUAAAAUUAUUCUGUAGCCCGUGUUGAACCUGCUACACUUUCUUCAGUCAAUUACUCUGCAUUGACUAUGAGUUAUUGUCUAAGUAAAUGCAGAAAAGGAUUAGGCGAUACCAAAAAAUUAAACAAACGAAUGAAUCGAAUUGUGUACAUAAUUAUGAAUAAUAGUAAAAAAAAAAAGAACUAAAUCAAUACAUAAACAAAAAGUUUUAUGGAAUGAAAUAAAUAGCGCAAUGAUCGUGUCAACAAAUAACCCCAUACAGGCUCUCGGCCUUGGUCGCAUUGAAUCAAUAAAAAAGCCUAAAACUCUU